AUGUCCACAAACGCCCUUUACCUUGAGCGCGACAAGGCAAACGUCAGCAUUGUACACCUGUUCCUCGACAAAGUAUGGCAGGAGCCGAAGUCUCCCGCCGUUAUCGACAUCAACUCAACAAUUAGCUAUGAAGAGUUGCAUACCGCCGCAUUGUCACUGGCCUCCCAAUUAUUCCACAGAGAAUAUGCUUUGGAAGAGCCCACGGGGGUCUUGGUCAAUCCGGGGCUAUGGAACAUUAUCACUCAGCUCGCAGUGGUGUAUGCCGAAGGCACAAUCGUUCCCGCCUAUCCAGAUGAUUCUGAUGAGAAGAUUCUCUCUAAACUGAAAGGCAUGGUCCAAGGGGUACUGGCUGACAGGUUUGGAAUGACUAAGGACAAACUGCGAAAGUACAACGGCGAGAAUACCUGCCAGGACUUAUAG
Aspergillus versicolor CBS 583.65 is the source of this 420-nucleotide messenger RNA. RefSeq lists its product as uncharacterized. The transcript has 2 exons. Bases 1 to 420 code for a protein of 139 amino acids. Lineage: Eukaryota; Fungi; Ascomycota; Eurotiomycetes; Eurotiales; Aspergillaceae. The record is from RefSeq and is a predicted model, not a curated record.